Schistosoma spindalis is the source of this 1955-nucleotide messenger RNA. The record is from the annotation of a GenBank genome assembly. Lineage: Eukaryota; Metazoa; Platyhelminthes; Trematoda; Strigeidida; Schistosomatidae.
GAUGUCUAUUGUUAGCAAUGAAGAGCAAGUUUCUAAUGAAAGUGCACUUGAGAAUGGUGAUUUUGUGCUGAAACCGAAUAGAUAUGCAUUUGUCAGUGCUAAAGGCUUGUUACAGAGAUGUAAUGAGAGCGGUUUAAACGUUUAUGACCAUCUAGUCCAAAUGCUGUGUAGCAUUUUAAAAGGAAAUAGUGAUAACUCACUUUUAGAACUGGAGAACCUUAGUCGCAAACUUAAAAGGUAUAAAUGUUCAGCAGACUUGCACUUAUUAAUACGUGCAAAAGAGAUUUCUGCUGAUCUUGACUUAGCGUUACGCCGUCGGCCAUACUUCACAGUUGUUUCCAGAGAAGUGCGAGGACCAGAAGUUUUACCUGAUUUGUCCAAACUUUUCUUUGGUUUGGGUCAGGCAGGUAUAGGUUUUCCCCAGGAAGAGGUUACCAACCUUUUAUUAUCAAUUCGAUUGUUUCUAAAGAAAAUUUCACCAACUUUUGUCAGGUUUUGGGGAAAAUAUUUAGGAACUUCCCGAAAUUAUUACGUUUUAGAAGUAGAACUGGAAUCUGAUGAUAAGAAUAUUUAUCCACUUGACGCUCUCCUCAACUUGAAGGACAAUGAAAGUACGGCACGAUCAGAUGUACAACUCAACGAAAGAUUGGCAAUCCUCGAUAUGGAUCCUCUUCCAAAAUCCGAAUGGAAACCACAACCACCAGUACUACCAGAAGAACAUGGGAAAGGCACCAAUCGAAAAACAUACUUUGUUUGUAAUGUUUUAGGUGACGAUUGGGUCAGGUUGCCCGAUGUUACGCCAGAGCAGAUUGUCACCAGCCGGAUGAUAAAAUACCUUUGUACGGGUGAUUUGGAAGCGGAAAUUAAUACAUUUCCAACGUUCCCUGGAGUCGAAAAAAAUUUUCUUCGGGCACAAAUAGCACGAAUAUCUGGGUCAACUACAAUUUCUCCGAUAAAUUAUUAUCAAUUUAACGAAGAUGAAGAAGAACAGAUAGAAGAAGAUGCUUUGAGAGAAAAUUUCAUAGAAAAUCCCGAAUAUGAGCCGAUGACUAUUUAUGAUUUGACUGACCCUACUUUAACUAAUUGGGUUCAUCAUACAGCUUAUAUAUUACCACAAGGCCGAACUGUUUGGUUGAAUACAGCAAUCAAGACAAAAGAUGAACUAGAGGAUGAAAUGUCUGAAGAGGAAGAAGAGGAGCCUGAUGAACCUGAACCCGAAACAGGGCCUCCAUUGUUAACCCCACUAUCAGAAGAUGCAGAAAUCGGUAGUAUUCCACCAUGGUCAACUCGUAUUACUUCACAGUUGAUACCUCAUUACGCAUAUGCUGUACUGUCAUCUAAUAUUUGGCCUGGUGCAUAUGCAUUAGCACAAGGCAGAUUUUUUGCAAAUAUCUACGUAGGCUGGGGAUUAAAGUAUACUGGGACGAAUUUUAAUCCUCAAAUAAUGCCAAAACCAUUUGAAGAAUUUCCAUCAGGAUUAGAAAUCACAGAGGUUGACGAUCCGACACCUGAAGAAGAAGCAGCUUGGAGAGCUGCACAAGCUGAAGCUGCUCAACGUCAGAAUGAAGGUCAAGAAGAGGAUGAGGAGGAGGAAGAAGAAGAAGAAGAGGAAGGUGACAGUGGUGGUGAUGAUGAUAAUGAUGAUUAAAAGAUAUAUCACUUACCAAUAAAUUCAUUUUCACAGAAAAUUUUUAUGUAUAUUUUCUGAGAAAAGUACACAAACUUUUUCAUUCAAUCUAACCCAAGUAACCGAUUUUGAAAAAUCAAUUUUAUUCGAUGAUUAUUUUGAUCAGUGAUAGUGAAAGUAAAAUAUGAUUAGUCGUUGAGCGUGGACAAACAAACAUAGCCUACUGGCUAUUAAGCAUGUGAUUUCAUUUCCUCUCAUUGAUUUCUACUCCGGAUUCACUGAAGGUGUCUGCUUGUAAUUGUGGUGAAUAAAGUGUUAUUUAGUUCGU